Molecule: messenger RNA, 3944 nt
Organism: Apus apus (common swift)
Lineage: Eukaryota; Metazoa; Chordata; Aves; Apodiformes; Apodidae
Gene: KIFC3
Product: kinesin family member C3
Exons: 21
Coding region: 116-2911 (931 amino acids)
Biological process (GO): microtubule-based movement
Molecular function (GO): microtubule binding; microtubule motor activity; ATP binding
Source: RefSeq, a predicted model, not a curated record
CGGAGCGGGGGUUACCGGGCCUCUGCGCACCGGGACCGGCGCGGGCAUCGGCGGGGCGGGGCUGCGCCUCGUGCUCGGCAGCACCGGGACCGGGAGAUGGUACCGGGACCGCGACAUGAGACCGGAACAUGGGAGGUGUCACUGUGCUCCGGACCCCCAUGCCAUGAUCACAGCCCGCAAAACCUGGGAUCUGGGAUCCGGGCCCUCCGCCGAAGCCACCUGGAAGACGAAGGACCGUCCGGCGGCCGGCCACGGGCAGGACCUGCUCAUCACUGGGAGCGGAGCGGGCGCUGCACCCCACCUGCACGCGCUGCUGCUUCACCGUGACACCCUCAGCGUGAGCUGGGCCAACACUGCGAGCCCCGGUGAGCUCUGCCUGGCUCUCCAGGCCCUGCAGGAGACAGCGGGUGAGCGGCUGGAGGAGACCAGGCACCAGUCCCUGGCACCGGCCACGGAGGAGCUGCCGGUGUCCCCCCGGCAGCUGGCAGCUGCCACACCAGCAACAUCCACCAUGAACCUGGAGAAAGCAGGAGGACGGCUCUGUGGUGGGAAACGCUCCAGCCUGCCAGCCAGCCGGCCCUUCCCAGUGAUCCAGAAGGUGAUGGUCUCCAUGGCGCAUCUGCAGGAGGAGAAGCUGCGGCUGCAAGAGGAACUGCUAGGGCUGCAAGAGAAGCUCACUGCCCGUGAAAGUGACGAGCUCUCCCUCUCACUCCAGCUGCAAGGCCAGGUGGAGACACUGAAGGGGAAGCUCCUGGAGCAGGCGCAGGAGAUCAGCCGGCUGCACUCGGAGCUGGGUGGCACAGAUGCGGAGAAGCACCGGGACCUGCUGGCAGCGGAGAACGAGCAGCUGCGGCGGGAGAUGAAGGCCAUGGAAGGGGAGCUGCAGGAGCUGCGGCGGCUGCCGGCACCGUGCCAGGACUGUGCCCACCUCCAGGAGAACACUGGGCUGCAGGAGCGGCUGUCCCGGCUGCAGCGGGAGGCAGAGGAGAUGCGGGCCAGGCUGGCCGAGCUGGAUGUGGAGGUGCAGCAGAAGACCAACCGCUUGGCUGAGGUGGAGCUGCGGCUCAAGGACUCCCUGGCUGAGAGGGCUGAGGAGGAGGAGCGACUCAGCCGGCGGCUGCGGGACAGCCAGGAGACCAUUGCCAGCCUCAAGUCCCAGCCCCAGCAGAUAAAGUAUAUCAUCAAAACAGUGGAGGUGGAGUCAGCCAAGACGAAGCAAGCCCUGUGCGAGAGCCAGUCCCGAAACCAGUACCUGCAGGAGCAGGUGGGGAUGCAGCGGCAGGUGCUGAAGGAGAUGGAGCAGCAGCUGCAGAGCUCCCAGAAGACAGUGGCUCAGCUCCGAGCUCAGAUCACCAUGUAUGAAGCCGAGCUGGAGCGAGCCCAUGGACAGAUGAUGGAGGAGAUGCAGGCGAUGGAGGAGGAGAAGAACCGCGCCAUCGAAGAAGCGUUCUCCCGCGCCCAAGUGGAGAUGAAGGCAGUGCACGAGAACCUGGCAGGUGUCCGAACCAACCUGCUGACGCUGCAGCCAGCGCUGCGCACCCUCACCCACGACUACAACAGCCUGAAGCGGCAGGUUCGCAACUUCCCCCUGCUCCUCCAGGAGACCCUGCGGAACGCCAGGGCCGAGAUAGGCCAGGCCAUUGAGGAGGUGCACAGCACCAAUCGGGAGCUGCUGCGCAAGUACCGGCGGGAGCUGCAGCUCCGGAAGAAGUGUCACAACGACCUGGUGCGGCUGAAAGGAAACAUCCGUGUUUUUGGGCGAGUCCGCCCCAUCACGAAGGAGGAUGGUGAGGGCCCGGAGGCAGCCAGUGUGGUGACCUUUGACGCUGACGAUGAUGCUGUCCUGCACCUGCUGCACAAGGGGAAGCAGGUCUCCUUCGAGCUGGAUAAGGUCUUUCCACCACAGGCAUCCCAGGAGGAGGUGUUUCAGGAGGUUCAAGCCCUGGUCACCUCCUGCAUCGAUGGCUACAACGUCUGCAUCUUUGCCUAUGGGCAAACUGGGGCAGGAAAAACCUACACCAUGGAGGGAACAGCAGCAAACCCGGGGAUCAACCAGCGGGCCCUGCAGCUCCUCUUCUCUGAGGUGCGGGGCAAGGCGGCCGACUGGGACUACAGCAUCAGUGUCAGCGCCGCCGAGAUUUACAACGAGUCGCUCAGGGACUUGCUGGGGAAAGAGCCGCAGGAGAAGCUGGAGAUCAAGCUGUGCCCCGAUGGCAGUGGGCAGCUCUAUGUGCCCGGGCUGACCGAGUUCAGAGUGCAGAGCGUGGAGGACAUCAACAAGGUCUUCGAGUUCGGCCACGUCAACCGGGCGACAGAGUGCACCAACCUGAACGAGCACAGCUCCCGCUCCCACGCCCUCCUCAUCAUCACCGUCCGUGGCCUGGACCGCAGCACGGGGCUCCGCACCACAGGGAAGCUGAACCUGGUGGACCUGGCGGGGUCGGAGCGGGUGGGGCGGUCGGGCGCGGAGGGCAGCCGGCUCCGCGAGGCCCAGCACAUCAACAAGUCCCUCUCGGCACUGGGAGAUGUCAUCUAUGCCCUGCGCUCCCGACAGGGCCACGUGCCCUUCCGCAACUCCAAGCUCACCUACCUGCUGCAGGACUCACUCAGUGGUGACAGCAAGACCCUUAUGAUGGUGCAGGUCUCCCCUGCCGAGAAGAACACCAGCGAGACUCUCUGCUCCCUGAAGUUUGCCGAGAGAGUUCGCUCCGUGGAGCUGGGCCCUGUCUCCCGCAAGGCUGAGCUGGUCUCCUGGCCCAGCCAGGAGCAGCUGGAGGGUGACUCACCGGGGACUGCAGCCCCUCCUGGCCGGGCCCACACGUCCCCCAGCCCUGGGCAGCUCUCCAGCCGCUCCGCCUCCAUCCGCAGGAAGCUCCAGACCUCAGGGAAGCUGAGGCUGGUCCCCGUGUGACAGAGCCAGCCCUGCCGCCGCGGUGCUUCACCGAGCUGGCUGCUGGGAGACACGAAGGCACCCUCACCCUCUCACGGGUGUUCCCUCACCCAACAGGACUUGCGACCAGAGGGUGGUGGCACCUCUUGCCAUGAGCAGCGUGGGCCGGGGUGUCCCAGCAGCUGGAUCCCCAUCUCAGGGUGGGGGACAGUGGUGCUGGGCAGGGAUCUGCCCCCUCUGACACAGCUCUCUGACUUUGCAGUAUUGCUGGGCAGACGUUUUUAUCCAGAGCAGGGAGCUGCUACGUGCUCCAUCCGUCUCUCCAGCUUUGCUUUUUUAACUGGAAGAGGGGGCUCAGAGCCAGAUGAGCCCCCAGACAUGUCUCUGCUACCCCCAUGGGCCAGCCUGGCUACAGCUUCAAUGUGGGCAGCUGCCCCACGGCUUUCAGAGCAACACUUCCUCCAUUUUAAGCCAGAAAAAAAAAAUACAUCCCAGCAGCUCCUUUCCCCUCGUUGUUGCAUGAAGGUGCUCUGGUGCCAUGCAUGGGGGGCACGGGGCUGUCCCUGUUCCUCGGCACUGGGGUGGAUUUAGCAGUCUUGAAUGAAGUUAUUGUCAAGUUAUUUAGCAGUUGUCUUGUUGAGAGAUCACAGUGUGGUUGAGAUGAAAGUGUUUGAAAUAUUUAUGCCCUGUUUACAUGGUCAUGGAAUGGAAAAAAAAGUGGAAAAGAAACAGGAAAAACCCAAACCUCCCACCCAAAAGCCUGUGGGCUUGUGCGUGGGGACAGCAGUGGGCAGGGGAGGAGGGCACUGCCACCUGCUGCACUGUGCAGCCACCUCAGGUCCACUUCCUCCUGCUGCAAAUAACCACCUGGAUGCACUGAUGGCUCUGCAGCCCUCUCCUCUCAUUCUUCCGUAGCAUAUCCUAUUUAAAAAAAAAAAAAAGGGAAAAAUAAAUUUAGCCUUUUGUAAGAUUAGAUGUUUCUAUGUAUUUUAAUAAUUAAAGACAAUAAUCCUGUUUUGUAACAAAACUUAUUUUAAAUAAACUGUUCAAGCCA